ACUGGACCUCUAGGAAGAACAGUUUAGAACUGAUAGAGCUAUCCAGUAGAAAAACAGUUUGACACAAUAAUAUCAAAUAAAUAUUCCUUACUAAUUGCUAUUUAUCACGCUCUUUCGGACACGCUGUAUGGAGGAUAAAAAGUUAUUAAACCAUGCUACAAUGGAAACAUUAAACGUAAUUUCUGAUGCAAAACGUUCCUUCAAACCAAACAAAUUUCGUGUGAUUUAUUGACAUUGCUGGUUGCUCAGUUCAAAGUUGUUCAGCGUAUCUUCAACGAGCCGACAGCUCUGUUGGACUCUAAUUAUCCACCAACAACUUCGUUUGUUUUUAAACCUGUUCUUGUAUGACGCUUCACUGAGUCUAUAUAUUGCAUGUAUUCACACUUUGAAAUGUCAGAAGCUUCUCUCAAAUAAAACUAUCUUCCUUUCAUGUUUCAUCACCGAAAAGGUCUAUGGAGGAAUUCGUCGACUUGACUUCGUUGCGGAGAAGGAACGUUCAGUGAAAUAUUGCUUCAAAAGAUACGACAAUCAAAUGACUGGAUUGUUCUCGUGUCUUUUACUUUCUCUACUUGCUUUGAGCAAUGGAGUGGAAAAUGUCACGAAAGCCUAUGUUAGACGAUUUGGGAAGCCAAACUUGCCCGCCAGUAAAAGAACCUUGACAGGAGGAACCUGUUCUCCCCCAGUGAUCGAGAAUGUGGCACCCAUCAGAGUUGAAAACAGUCCAUCGCGGCCUGGUACAUGGACCUAUCCCAUCUACUGUAAGCCUGGCUACAGUUUAAUUGGGCCUUGUCGUUUGGUAUGUAAAGAAACCUCUGGAGGUACCUUCGCUUUCUCACCACCGUAUGGACUAGACCAGCCAUUCUGUGUCAAAGAUUAUGCAUCCAGUCAAUUUACAUGCAACUACAUGAGCUCAGUGUGUCCACUGGUAUGGGAUAAUAUCGAAGAACCAACCCAACCACCCAUAGCAAUAUCACGAAUAUUCUGCGGUCAGAUUUCUAAUGUUGCCGCGAACAGUGUACAAGUAUUCGGUUUUGGUGCUUCCAUCUACAGUGUCAAAACCAGUGGAAAUUUGUGUCUUUAUAAGGGAGGAAUCAAGGACAUUCCAUGCUAUAUUGUGAAAGGUCAAAGAAUGGUCCCUGUUGCAAAAGGCAAUGACCUGCCCGCAAUCACGUAUUUGGGCAACUUAGAUGGCUAUGAAGCUUUGAGCGGCGCCGAAGAUCCCUAUAUUGGAAAGCUAAGUCGCCAAGUCCCCUAUUAUCUCUUCCCGCCCGAUGUGGCACCAUCUACCCUCGUGAGUUCCCUUCGGGAUUAUUUGGCCGCAUGCGUGAAACGUCAGGGGCAAGUUAUCUUGCAAUGCAACCAAAUCCUGUUCCUCACCUCGUCGACUAGCGGGUAUGACAUCUUAAUCGGAGGCCAGCCUGUGGUUAAAGGUAUCACGGACGCAUUUCCGGUUCCUCCCGGCAAAAAAUGCCAAGGGUUGAAGUGUUGCUGUGAUUUGAACCCAACUUAGAGUGGUCGAGAUCUCCCGAGAACCGACGCUCGUACGGAACUAAACGAGUCUACUCAGUGCAGUGUUGUUUCCCGAUUUUCUAUGAUUGUACCAAACAAGUGGAUCAGAACAGCUUUCAUUUAAGAGAAAUGCAAGUUUCAUGGCAAUAAGUGGAACACAUUAGCGAGAUGCAGUACGCUUUCAAGACAUUUUCAUUUUAAGAUGUUUAGGUUACAAAAAACACGGGAAAACGUACGUAACAUUUUAAAUCAAGAUGCAUUGAAAACGACAAUUCUAGCAUGACUCUGUUAAUUCAAGGUAAGAGAGGACGUUAAAACUGACCUUAGUGCCCGGUCGACACAAGUCCAUGAAGGUAUUGAACACAAGCUUUGAGAAUCACCAAUACCUUGGACAACGACGAGCCAGCUUAUAGCCUGGGGCCGGUUUGUUCGAAAGGCGUUUAACUUAAACAGUGGAUAAGCCAAAAUUCAAAAAUACUCUCAUAGAUCUUGUGAAUGACUGAACCUGCAUUUAAUAUGUACUUUCGUUGAAAAUUAAACUAUUUGCAU
Molecule: messenger RNA, 2058 nt
Organism: Dendronephthya gigantea
Lineage: Eukaryota; Metazoa; Cnidaria; Anthozoa; Malacalcyonacea; Nephtheidae
Exons: 6
Coding region: 533-1510 (325 amino acids)
Source: RefSeq, a predicted model, not a curated record